GCGAAGGCCUCUGCCACCAACGGCCACAACCCCCCAAUGACCUCCUUAUUGAGGACAACGAGUCUCCUCAAGAAUUCCUUCCGAUGCACACACUACUUCAGCAACGUGAAUCAAGCUAACAAAACCAGAUUCAUAUGGACGGCAACGAAUAGCACUCACAAACAGCCUGUUUCUUCGUUCCCUGCGACUGCGAAGUUUACAUCUGAUCGGAAAAUAUCAAGCUUGCUUUCGCGAAAAAAAGUUGCUUCGCCUUUGGGAACGUGUUUUUCUUCACAUCAAGCACCACCAUUACCAGACACGGACGUUCCGUCCGUACUAGCCUCCAAGUCUGUCGGUAUAUGGCUGAUGGUAUCGUCGGCUUUGGUUUACGCCAUUAUAGUCGUGGGCGGUAUCACUCGACUGACGGAAUCAGGCCUCAGCAUAACGGAAUGGAAGCCCAUCACUGGAGUCUUACCACCAUUAACGCAGCACGAAUGGGAGGAGGAAUUCACAAAAUACAAGGCGACUCCGGAAUUUAAACUGUUAAAUCAUCGGUUUGAGUUAGAAGACUUCAAACAAAUCUUCUUCUGGGAAUGGGGACACCGCGUCUUAGGACGGGUAAUCGGUGUCGCUUUCGUCGGCCCAUUGGCUUAUUUUGCACUUAAGAAACGCAUACCUAAGCCGCUAGCCACGAGACUUGGGAUACUGGGUCUCCUGAUUGGUGCUCAGGGAGCACUGGGAUGGUACAUGGUCAAGUCUGGUUUAGCAGAUUCUCUCAUGGAAACCCCUGGUGCUGUUCCUCGCGUCUCGCAAUAUCGUCUGGCUUCACACCUUGGCUUGGCAUUCCUCCUUUACGCCGGAAUGUUCGGCACAGGGAUUUCUAUUCUCAAGGAAAACAAAUUUGUGCAGAGCACCGUUGACAAGUGGAUGGGCAUGACUGCCUCUGGGUUCAACGAGGCCCUGAAGAAGAUGCCUGUCCAGGCGUUCCGAGCCCGUGCAUGGGUACUGACUACACUCGUGUUUGUCACUGCCAUAUCUGGUGCAUUUGUCGCUGGCUUAGACGCAGGCCUGUUGUACAACGAAUUUCCUCUCAUGGGUGGAAGAUUAGCUCCCCCGAAGGAUGAGCUCAUGUCACCCGCAUAUGCCAAAAAAGCUGAUGGUUCCGACCAGUGGUGGCGAAACAUCUUUGAAAACCCGGUUACGGUGCAAUUUGAUCAUCGGGUAUUGGCCAUGUCUUCGUAUCUCGGUGUAUCUCUUUUAUUUUUACGAGCUCGCGGCCUACGCCAUGUUCUUCCCCCUACGACAUUGCGAUCCAUGAACAUCGCUCUGGCGAUGGUCAACAUACAAUUUCUACUCGGGAUCACAACGCUACUCCAUUUGGUACCAGUUCCGCUAGCUGCUGCACAUCAAGCGGGUAGUGUUGCCCUUCUGACCGCCAUGAUCCAUGUUCUAAUAUCACUGCGAAGACCAUCCGCAGCCGCUCAAGCCUGGAGAGCACUUCGAAAUAUGAAAAGGAGUCCGACAACACAAUUAUAGAGCAGUAAUGAAAAAGAUAUCAUACACACUAAAUUUAAUCCUUGCACUUCACCACUCACUUGUAUCAAUCUAAGGACUUAAUGAGUUU
Messenger RNA from Marasmius oreades (fairy-ring Marasmius), 1603 nucleotides. RefSeq lists its product as uncharacterized. NCBI's taxonomy places the organism in Eukaryota, Fungi, Basidiomycota, Agaricomycetes, Agaricales, Marasmiaceae. Gene Ontology annotation, molecular function: oxidoreductase activity, acting on NAD(P)H, heme protein as acceptor. Gene Ontology annotation, cellular component: mitochondrial inner membrane. The record is from RefSeq and is a predicted model, not a curated record. The transcript is spliced from 4 exons. Gene Ontology annotation, biological process: heme A biosynthetic process. Bases 37 to 1515 code for a protein of 492 amino acids.